Messenger RNA from Benincasa hispida (wax gourd), 1507 nucleotides. RefSeq names its product putative pectinesterase 8. NCBI's taxonomy places the organism in Eukaryota, Viridiplantae, Streptophyta, Magnoliopsida, Cucurbitales, Cucurbitaceae. The record is from RefSeq and is a predicted model, not a curated record. Gene Ontology annotation, molecular function: pectinesterase activity. Gene Ontology annotation, biological process: pectin catabolic process; cell wall modification.
CUUUCAUUCUUCAUAUUAUUUAUACACUUUUCUUCUUGUAUUCCCUUCUCCAUACUCCACACAUAGGACCAAUGAAUAAUAUUAUGAAGUAUAAUCAUGUCCUCACCAAUCUUGCUUUAUCAUCUCUUCUCCCUCUCCUUGCUUUCCUCUUCAUGAUUAAGCCCACCCCUCCCUUCCUUUCCAAUCUUGUCAUCUUUCGCGACUCCAUCGGCUGUCAUCACCAUCACCAUCAUCACCACCACCACCAUCAUCGCCGUCAUCAUAAAAACGCAGCCGACGAAGAAGACCAAGCAGCCAUAAGUUCCAUUUGUGAUACCUUCCCGAUCACCCUCCUCCCACCAGAAACCCCCAACACUUCUGUAUUUUGUGUUGAUCGAAACGGUUGUUGCAACUUCACGACUGUUCAAGCGGCAGUCGACGCUGUGCCGAUCUUGAGCUUCAAACGAAACAUAAUUUGGAUCAACAUUGGAAUUUACUAUGAGAAAGUGAUAGUUCCAAAAUCUAAAGCUAAUGUGACAUUUCAAGGACAAGGGUAUACAACAACUGCCAUUGUUUGGAAUGACACUGCCAAUUCUUCCCAUGGCACCUUUUAUAGUGGCUCUGUUCAAGUCUUCUCUUCCAAUUUUAUUGCCAAGAAUAUUAGCUUCAUGAAUGUGGCGCCAAUUCCAGGCCCGGGCGACGUCGGAGCACAGGCGGUGGCGAUUAGAAUCGGAGGAGACCAGGCCGCGUUUUGGAGCUGCGGAUUCUUCGGUGCUCAAGACACUCUCCACGACGACCGUGGCCGCCAUUACUUCAAAGAUUGCUACAUCCAAGGCUCCAUCGAUUUCAUCUUCGGCAAUGGAAGAUCCUUCUACGAGAGUUGCCAGUUGAUUUCGAUGGCGAAUCCGGUUCCGCAAGGAUCGAAGUUUGUGAACGGAGCGGUGACGGCGCACGGCAGAGCCUCCGCUGACGAGAACUCUGGAUUUGUUUUUGUUAAUUGCAGCAUCGGCGGGACGGGCAGAGUGUGGCUCGGCCGCGCGUGGCGUCCGUUCUCUCGCGUCGUCUUUGCUAACACUGUCAUGACGGAUAUUAUUGCGCCGGAGGGUUGGAAUGACUUUAAUGACCCUGCAAGGGACCAGACAAUCUUCUAUGGAGAGUACAACUGCAAUGGAGCAGGAGCCAAUAUGAGCUCAAGGGCUCCCUUUGUUCAGAGGCUUAAUGAUACUCAAGCUUCCCCUUUCCUCAACUUAUCCUUCAUUGAUGCUGACCAAUGGCUCCAACCUUAUGCAUUCUUUUAACUCAACAUCCCUAUUCUCCUUAUUUAAUUCACUCCUUUUUUUCAAUACUAUAUAUUCUUUUCAUUCUCACCCCAUCUAAUUAUUAAAUCUCAAUUCUAUUUUAAAACUUUGCUCUCUACAUUCAUCUAUAUCUACUUCCUAAAACUUAUGUUUUAAUUAGUGUUUUGGUAAAUUUUGGAUUGUAUUGUGAUUCCAUUUAGUUUGUAUGUCAUUUGUACGUUAGUGAAAAA